Messenger RNA from Aplosporella prunicola CBS 121167, 1592 nucleotides. RefSeq lists its product as uncharacterized. Gene Ontology annotation, biological process: trans, trans-farnesyl diphosphate biosynthetic process. Gene Ontology annotation, cellular component: cytoplasm. Gene Ontology annotation, molecular function: dimethylallyltranstransferase activity; (2E,6E)-farnesyl diphosphate synthase activity. The record is from RefSeq and is a predicted model, not a curated record. Lineage: Eukaryota; Fungi; Ascomycota; Dothideomycetes; Botryosphaeriales; Aplosporellaceae. The coding region runs from base 252 to 1289 and encodes 345 amino acids. The transcript has 2 exons.
UGAAGUUGGCGAGGAAAACUGCCUUGGCGUUCCCGAGUUGUAAGUAAACACAAGUCGCGCCGGCCAAAUUCGGUCCCAACCUUGAGCUGGUGGGCCGCGGGAGUUUGCGGCACGGGCCCCUGGGGAUCAUCCCCCCUCCUUCCGUGGUAGCAUUGUUGAAGAUUACUCAGUUGUGCCGCAUUCACAAUCGCUCUCUCCUCCUUCUCCUCCUUCCUCAGCCGCAGCUCGCCUUCCGGUAACAGUUUUUCAAAAUGCCCACUACUCGCAAGGAGUUCGAGACCGUUUUCCCGCAAUUGGUCGAGGAUGUGCUCGACCAUUGCAGGCAGUACAACCUUCCCGACAAUGCGCUCGAGUGGUUCAAGAAGAACCUCAACCACAACACCGUCGGCGGGAAAUACAACCGUGGCAUGUCCGUCGUCGACACGUCGAGCCUCCUCCUCGGCCGCGACCUCUCCAAGGACGAGUACUUCAACUCGGCGACGCUGGGAUGGAUGAUUGAGCUUCUCCAGGCCUUCUUCCUCGUCUCGGACGACAUCAUGGACUCGUCCAAGACGCGUCGUGGCAGCCCUUGCUGGUACCUGAUGCCCGAGGUUGGCAUGAUUGCUAUCAACGACGCCUUCAUGCUCGAGGCUGCCAUAUUCCUGCUUCUCAAGAAGUACUUCCGCCAGAACAAGAACUACGUCGACCUGAUGGAGCUCUUCCACGAGGUCACUUUCCAGACCGAGCUGGGCCAGGCCUGUGAUCUGAUCACUGCGCCCGAGGACAAGGUGGAUUUGGACAACUUCAGUCUGGAGAAGUACACCUUCAUUGUCAUCUACAAGACCGCCUACUACAGCUUCUACCUGCCCGUCGCGCUGGCGCUGUACUUCUGCGACAAGGCGACGCCCAAGAACCUGCAGACUGCGCGUGACAUUCUCAUCCCCAUGGGUGAGUACUUCCAGGUUCAGGACGACUACCUCGACAACUUCGCCGACCCCGAGACCCUGGGUAAGAUUGGCACCGACAUCCAGGACAACAAGUGCUCUUGGCUCGUCAACCAGGCGCUCAAGCGUGCCAGCCCCGAGCAGCGCAAGGUGCUUGAGGAGAAUUAUGGCCGCAAGGACCAGGCCUGCGAGGCCCGCGUCAAGGAGUUGUACAACGAGCUUCAGCUCGAGAAGGUGUACCAGGAGUACGAGGAGAGCCGUGUCGGCGAGAUCAGGGACCUGAUCUCCAAGAUCGACGAGUCCGAGGGCCUGAAGAAGGAGGUCUUUGAGGAGUUCCUCAGGAAGAUCUACAAGCGCAGCAAAUAAGCGCAGACGUAGUUUAGAUUAGUCACGCCAUCUGCAUGAGAGCAUGAAAUGGCGUUCUCGGAGGCCGAAGAUAGAGGUUUUUAAUAGAAGAGCGGAUACCCAUUGAUGAUUGGGAAUCGUGGUUGUUUGUGAUACAGUUUGGCGGGGCAAUUGUUGGUCAACAACUAGGUGUGCACGCGGGUACUGAACACUCGGGAGUGACAGUACUACUCCUACACCAUGGCGGUGUGUCGCAAGGCGAGUUCCAAGUAACACUCCACGUGGAUAGAUCGACUGUCUUUUACAAUAACAGCAACUCGGCCG